Messenger RNA from Drepanopeziza brunnea f. sp. 'multigermtubi' MB_m1, 639 nucleotides. RefSeq lists its product as uncharacterized. Lineage: Eukaryota; Fungi; Ascomycota; Leotiomycetes; Helotiales; Drepanopezizaceae. The record is from RefSeq and is a predicted model, not a curated record. Gene Ontology annotation, cellular component: NuA4 histone acetyltransferase complex.
AUGGCCGCGCCCCCUCCCGGCGGCCCGUCCACCUCCGGCGAGCCAAAAGACAGCAACAGCAACAGCAACAGCAACAGUAACAACAACAGCAAUAGCAACAGCAACAGCAACAGCACGCGCGGCAUCCCGCACUACGAGCACACGCGGACGAAGCUCAAGGACCUCCUGGCCAAGCGCUCGCGGCUCGACGAGCAGCUGCGCAAGAAGGAGGACGAGAUCCGCGACAAGGAGACGCGCUACCUCGAGGGCACGGCGGCGGGGAACAUCAUCACGGGCUUCGAGCAGUAUGUCAAGAACGCGGGCCUGGUCAAGAAGAAGAUGACGGUGCAGGACAGCAUGCGCGUCUUCAGCGGGAGCUCGGUCAGUUUUGGAAAUGCGCAGGAAACACCUCCCGAAACCGAAUCCUCAACCCCCAUGGCCACCUCGGCUCCUACGCCCCUCUCCGCUACAUUUCUCAAGGGCGAUUCGGGAUCCAACGCAGCUACGCCCACCAGUACCUCGAGCGGGAAUAAGGUGGGCGGGGGAGCAGUGAAGAAGAACAAGAAGGCGGUUGGAGGCGAUGACAGCGAUACCGAUGCUGGCACCGCUGGGGUGCAGAAAAAGGCCAGGACGAAUUUUGGGGCCGUGGCUAGGAAGUAG